This is a messenger RNA of Colletotrichum higginsianum IMI 349063, 1356 nucleotides long. Its product is annotated as Phosphomevalonate kinase. NCBI's taxonomy places the organism in Eukaryota, Fungi, Ascomycota, Sordariomycetes, Glomerellales, Glomerellaceae. The record is from RefSeq and is a predicted model, not a curated record. The coding region runs from base 1 to 1356 and encodes 451 amino acids. Gene Ontology annotation, cellular component: peroxisome. Gene Ontology annotation, biological process: isopentenyl diphosphate biosynthetic process, mevalonate pathway; ergosterol biosynthetic process. Gene Ontology annotation, molecular function: ATP binding; phosphomevalonate kinase activity. The transcript is spliced from 2 exons.
AUGACGGCCUCAAUGACCUCAAACCCCACCACGACGGCCGUCUCGGCCCCGGGCAAGGUGCUCCUCGCCGGCGGCUACCUCGUGCUGGACCGCGCCUACACGGGCCUCGUCUUCGGGCUCAGCGCCCGCAUCAACGUCGUCGCCGCCGAGAUCCACACCAUGCCCGGCGUGCACCUGACCGAGAUCGUCGUCGAGAGCCCGCAGUUCCUCGACGCCGUGUGGCGCUACGGUUUCCAUCUCGCCCCCGAGGACGGCGGCAUUACCGUCACCCAGCUGCAGGUCGGCUCCAAGAUCAACCGCAACCCCUUCGUCGAGACAACUCUCAGCUACGCUCUCACCUACAUCGAACGCGUCAACCAGCAACGCCCCAACCACUCUCUCACCUCCACCCGUCUUAUUAUCCUCGCCGACAACGACUACUACUCGUUGCCCGCCGGUGCUACAGCCACUGCCGGCAAGGACUCUCGCUUCGCGCGGUACCCCCAUACGAUCGGCGAGGCGCACAAGACCGGCCUCGGCUCGUCCGCCGCGCUCGUGACCUCCCUGACUGCGGCCCUACUGACUCACCACCUACCGCCCGCGCUCUUCGACCUCGAUACGGAGGCGGGUAAGCACACGCUGCACAACCUCGCCCAGGCGGCGCACUGCGCCGCCCAGGGGAAGGUCGGCUCCGGCUUCGAUGUCGCCGCCGCCGUGUUCGGCAGCUGCAGGUACCGCCGCUUCUCGCCGUCGUUGCUCUCGGACCUCGCCGCCCCCGGGACGCCGAGCUUCGCCGACGCGCUGGUGAGGAAGGUCGACGAGGUCCUCGCGUGGGAUGUCGAGGUCGACAAGACGGGUGUGAGCCUGCCCAAGGGCGUUUGUCUGCGGAUGUGCGACGUAGACUGCGGAAGUCAGACUGUGGGAAUGGUGAAGAAGGUCUUGGAGUGGAGGAAGAGCCAUCCGGAGGUGUCCAAAACGUUGUGGGACGAGCUGCAAGCAAAGAACGAGGGUCUCGCGAAGGUGCUGAAGGACGGUGAGGUCGAGAGCGUCGGCGCGGCAGUCGGGGACGUCAGGAAGCUGAUUCGGGCGAUGGGCGACGGCAGCGGCGUGCCGAUCGAGCCCGAAUCGCAGACCGAGCUUCUGGACGCGCUGGGGGCAGUCGAUGGCGUGUUGGGGGGCGUGGUGCCUGGCGCCGGCGGCUUCGAUGCGCUUGCGCUGGUGAUGCGCGAUGAUGAUGCGACCAGGAAGAGGGUCGAGGAGUUCCUGGAUGGGUGGAGCAAGGAGAAGGGCGGACGGGUGCGACUAUUGGGUGUCAUGGGGGAGAUGGAGGGUGCGAGGAGGGAGUCACUCGACACAUAUGCCGGGUGGUUGUCUUAA